AUGCUUGGAUUCGCAUUCAUCCUGAAAACCUUCAAAAAGCUGAACGAAUUGGAACUCGACCUGAAAUUCCUUGAAUGGAGCCCGCUCAACAUUAUAUUGCUUUAUCUCUUUAUUGGAACUGCUUCACUUGGAUUCCUGGCGAAAAGAGCUUUCGGCAAAAAGACGGAAGAAGAAGGAAAAAGAGCGGAGAAGUAUUUUCCAAAAGGAAUGGAAGAAAUGAUCGGGAAGAUUUUUAUCGAAGACGCAUUGAAGGAACUGAUGCUGGAUGUUGAAAGCGUUAGUUGCAAUAUUUUGAAAGAGAAGAGCAAAAAUGAAGAUAGACUAAAACUGCAAAUUCUCAAUUGCAAGCUUCAAAGGUAA
This is a messenger RNA of Oikopleura dioica, 360 nucleotides long. Lineage: Eukaryota; Metazoa; Chordata; Appendicularia; Copelata; Oikopleuridae. The record is from the annotation of a GenBank genome assembly.